AUGCCAGUUGCAGAACUUCCGCCUUCCUCCUCAACGUUCAAGUUGGCCGAGGAGCAUUGCAACCCGCUGUUCGAAGACCCCGAAGCAGACUCGCAGCAGCAGAAGGUCUUCACUUUGACUGCGGACGGCAAGUCGUUUGUUGGAACAGACCCAUCCAGCACUGCUGCCACGUCUACGCUGGGCGUUGAUCUGCCGCCGACCGCGUCCGAGUCCUCCAAAUCCUCCCUCGCCACCCCGUCCUCCUCUUCGGGCGGAUUCUUUUCCAGUAUUGCCAAGAGACUCUUUAGCAGCAGCAGCAGCAGCAGCACCUCCUCGACCGCAUCGGAGGAACAGGCCAGCGGUGCGAGUGCUCAGGAGGAACCGUCGUCGGUGGAAAAUUUAAACGCUGAGGUCAAAGCUGACACUCUCGCCAAUUUGAGCCCAACAGCUCACGAGGCAUCCGAUCUGACAUCAGUCAUCGCGCCAUCCGCCAGUCCCACCAACGAGGAUUCCACUGACACUUCCAUUGCUUCGCGCUCGAGCUCUGCCUCGUCGAAAAGCGACAAGUUGUACGAUCUGGCCGAGUUUCUCGCUGCCGACAUCUCCAUCCCUGCUUCGGCUGACCGAUCACCUGCGACACGCGGUAGCGACACGCCCAUUCCCGGCAAGACCAACUCCUUGCUCAGCAAACAACCGGCGCCGUCUUUGCGUGAACGCCCGGUCGCCAAACCUCGUCGUCGUGCGCCCGCUCCGCCCACGCUGACCCUCUCCAAAACCGAACUCCCUCCCGCCCUUCCCCCGCGCACGUCUUCGCUGCACCCGUGCGCUGAAGUCAUCGAGCAGGAAGCAGUCCCGUUGCCUUCGCCAAUUCCAGUGCCCGUGCGCGUUCCUGUCAACAUUGCGACCUAUCGUGCCAAGCUCGUUCGCGGUGUUGCGAUUCAGCAAGCAGUCAUUGUGCCGCCGCUUUCGGAAAACCUGCUGUCGGCACUCGAACACGUCGCGGACGGGUCUCUGUCGUCGUCCAUGUCGUCGACCACAACCUCCAACUCGUCAAGCAGCUCGGCCACCGGCUCGCUGCGCAACGCACCCCUCACUGCGUCCACAUCCUCCUUGGCGGAGCGUGCGCGCCUGGCUGAUCGCGACGAGAUUCUGUCCGUCCAUUCCAGCGACGUGGAAGAAGAUGGCACUGGCGACAACGACUCAACUUGGCUCGAGCUGAGCGAAGACAGCGACGACGACGACGAUGAAGUCCGCUCGGCGUCCGACGCAGCCAUCUGCAGUGACGACGAUGCUCAGAGCGAGAUGGAUGCUGAAGACUACCAGGAAGCAGUUUCGCAUGCUCCCGACAUGCAGUACGUCCAGCCGGCAAGCCCGCAGAUCCCCAAGCAAGUUCGGUUUGUGUCGGCUUGCUUCGAAAUCGCGGAUGGAGCAGAGGUGCAGUUUGCAGACGAUGAUGACAACGAUACCCGUGAAGCCGCUCACCAGGACGCGACCGUGGCUCGGCUCGAUGAGAUGAACGCUGAAGCCAGCAACAUGGUUGAAGCGCUCGCCACCAUUGACGCUGUGCUGCUUUCUGCCACCGGCGCCAGUCUCCUGAUGGAAGACGAGACUGUCGGCAACGGCAACGGAGUGCCCUCCCACGCCAGCGAGCGAGCACUCACCCUCGAAGAUGUGCAGGACUGGGUGUGCACGGAUGGAGACUUUGGUCCUCAGCUGCUCGCGGCCGAAGCCACCCUCGCGCGACAAAACGACACGAUCGAAACGCUGACAAAGGUGCUGGCUGCCGUCACUGCACGCGAAGGCAAGCAGCGCGCGUUGAACGACCUGCUUCGCGCGCACAGCGCCAAGUUGCAGCAGCUGGUUGAUCUCCAGACAGAGGCGAUCGAGAUGGCAGAGCAGGAAAUCAUCCAGACGUUGCUGGCCGAAAAUCAGGCUCUCAAAGCGGCUGGCCGGUCCCUCGAGGCGACAGACGAGCAGACCGACGAGCAAAGCGAGGACGACUACGUGAUGCCCUGCAUUGACGAUGACUGCACCGCCGACACGGAUGAUGCUGCGUCGCAAGACCACCAGCAGCAGGCACACAUGGAGGCGACCCUGCCCAAACGCGAGGAUGAGGACGACGAUGACGCGCAGUUCAGUUCUGCAUGCUCGACGCCCAACGUCUGCACGAUGCAUGCGGCGGCAAGUCCCGUCAUUAUUGUGCAAGGCUCUAACAGCCCCAACAGCAGCAACAUCAGCAUGAGCAGUGGCAGCAGCCACAACAGCACGUCCCACAGCGACCUUUGCACCAGCAGCAGCGGUGAUUCAGACACCAGCACUUCUUCGUCGGACUCUUACAGCCGCGCCACAAAGCGCUCGCGUGAGUGCCAUCUGUGCUCCAACCUGUCCACCAUUUCGCAAGUCGACCAGGUCGCAGAAACCGUGAUUGACUUGCAAACCCAGCUUGCUGCCUUGGUGGCAAGCAAUGCCCAGCUGACCGAGCAGCUCCGCCUCGACCCGGUGCGCGUCGACGUGUCUUUGACCUUGCAGCAGGCCAUCCACGGCCUCGCCGAGAAACUGCGCGAGUGUCACGAGGACAUGGAUCGCGUCCACCGCGAGAACAUUUCCAUGAGCUGCAAGCUCCAACUGCUGACAAACGUGGAGCUGCCAGCGACACGCCAAGCCACCUUGUCCAUGAACAUGGCGUCCAGGCUGCGCGAAAUGCGCCAGCGUCUCGUGUUGCGUCGCGCGACGCCCGUCACUUCUGACAAGUAG
This is a messenger RNA of Capsaspora owczarzaki ATCC 30864, 2733 nucleotides long. RefSeq lists its product as hypothetical. The record is from RefSeq and is a predicted model, not a curated record. Lineage: Eukaryota; Filasterea; Ministeriida; Capsasporidae. Bases 1 to 2733 code for a protein of 910 amino acids. The transcript has 2 exons.